Messenger RNA from Rhinichthys klamathensis goyatoka, 3988 nucleotides. It is a transcript of the gene grm6b, whose product is annotated as glutamate receptor, metabotropic 6b. Gene Ontology annotation, molecular function: adenylate cyclase inhibiting G protein-coupled glutamate receptor activity. The coding region runs from base 403 to 3126 and encodes 907 amino acids. Gene Ontology annotation, biological process: regulation of synaptic transmission, glutamatergic; G protein-coupled glutamate receptor signaling pathway. Gene Ontology annotation, cellular component: membrane. The record is from RefSeq and is a predicted model, not a curated record. The transcript is spliced from 12 exons. NCBI's taxonomy places the organism in Eukaryota, Metazoa, Chordata, Actinopteri, Cypriniformes, Leuciscidae.
AACAAAAGUGUGAGAGAGAGGGAGACAGAAAGCGAGAGAGUGAGCGAAAGAGACAGACAGAGUGAGGGGGCUUUUAAAGGAUUUGACAGUGAUUUGUAGAAUCACAGUUGUGGAAUGUUCGGUCUCUUCCAGCGUUUUAUAGUUUCUUAAAGCUCUCAAUACUUUCUACAUUCAAAUCUCACCUUAAUCAAAUGAAUCUUUAGAUUGUCGUUGUGUGAGAAGACUGUGGAGUGAGGACAUUUUAAGAUGAGAGCUGAAGACUCGGAUGUUGGGGACAUCUACUGUCGUGCUUCAAAACCAUCCAACUUCAGCUCCAGAUGGGCUCUCACUGGCAGCUGCAUCAGUCGGAGACACAGGUAGAGAAGAAAGCAUUGUGCUGUAGCAGAAGAACCAGCCCCUUGCAUGGCAGCAACUAUGACAUCACAUCUACACGCAUCAUCACUAUGCCAUCACUACAAGAUCAGCAGGGCACCCAGACAACACGUGGGCUCCCUGAUUCACGUCAUGUGGAUAGUGAUGAUGGGAUUUACUCCAGAAUCCUCGGCCUCCUCCUCAGGAACUCAUUCCAUAAAGAUCGAGGGUGACAUCACUCUUGGAGGGCUUUUCCCGGUGCAUUCCAGGGGCCCCGCUGGUGUUCCAUGUGGGGAAAUUAAGAAGGAGAAGGGGAUCCAUCGUAUGGAGGCCAUGUUGUAUGCGCUGGACCAGAUCAACAGUGACCCAGACCUGCUGCCUAACAUCACCCUGGGUGCCAGGAUACUGGACACGUGCUCCAGGGAUACAUAUGCGCUAGAACAGUCCCUCACCUUUGUCCAGGCCCUCAUCCAGAAAGACAACUCAGAUGUUCGCUGUUCCAAUGGAGAGCCUCCCAUCAUUCCAAAACCAGAACGAGUGGUAGGGGUCAUCGGGGCUUCGGCCAGCUCAGUGUCCAUAAUGGUGGCCAAUGUUCUUCGACUGUUUGCGAUUCCUCAGAUCAGUUAUGCUUCAACAGCACCUGAGCUUAGUGACAACAAUCGCUACGAAUUUUUCUCCCGAGUCGUGCCGCCAGAUUCCUUUCAGGCCCAGGCGAUGGUGGACAUUGUCAAAGCCAUGGGAUGGAAUUACGUUUCUACUCUGGCAUCAGAGGGGAACUAUGGAGAGAGUGGUGUAGAUGCUUUCAUCCAGAUAUCCAGGGAAGCAGGGGGUCUUUGCAUCGCACAGGCCAUUAAAAUUCCUCGGGAGCCAAGACCAGGAGAGUUUGACAAGAUCAUCAAAAGGCUAAUGGAGACAUCCAAUGCCAGAGGGGUUAUUAUCUUCGCUAAUGAAGAUGACAUCAAGCGUGUCCUGGAAGCAGCAAAGAGAGCCAAUCUUACAGGUCACUUUUUGUUUGUGGGAUCUGAUAGCUGGGGAGCAAAAAUCUCACCCAUCCUGGACCAGGAGGACGUGGCUGAGGGUGCAGUUACCAUCCUCCCCAAGCGGGCGUCCAUUGAGGGGUUUGACCAGUACUUCGCCACAAGAUCUCUGGAAAACAACAGGAGGAACAUCUGGUUCGCUGAGUUCUGGGAGGAUGACUUCAAAUGCAAACUGACACGGCCUGGAAUCAGAGGCGAAAGCGGGCUGAGGAAAUGCACAGGAGAAGAACGAAUCAGCCAGGAUUCGGCAUACGAGCAGGAAGGGAAAGUGCAGUUUGUGAUCGACGCUGUGUAUGCCAUGGCCCACGCUCUCCAUAGCAUGCACAUAGACCUUUGUCCGGGUUCAAUGGGCGUUUGUGACAAAAUGGACCCGGUGGAUGGAAGAAUGCUGCUGAGCUACAUCCGUGCUGUCAAUUUUAAUGGCAGUGCCGGUACAGGUGUGAUGUUUAAUGAAAACGGUGACGCCCCAGGACGAUACGAUAUCUUUCAAUACCAGCUUUCCAAUACCACCAGCCCGGGAUAUAAAUUCAUCGGCCAGUGGACCAACCACUUGCGACUCAGUGCUGAGGAAAUGCAGUGGUCUGGAGGGGAUAAAGUGGUUCCAGACUCGGUUUGCAGCUUCCCCUGUGAGUCUGGGGAGAGGAAGAGGAUGGUGAAGGGCGUGCCGUGCUGCUGGCACUGUGAACUAUGCGACGGCUAUCAGUACCUAUUGGACGAGUUUAGCUGUGACAUGUGUCCCUUUGACAUGAGGCCGACCCCUAACCGCACGAGCUGCAGACCCACUCCCAUCAUCAAGCUGGAGUGGAGCUCUCCGUGGGCCAUUAUCCCGGUAUUUCUGGCAGUGCUGGGCAUUCUUGCUACAUCAGGAGUCAUCAUCACCUUCAUCCGCUUCAACGACACCCCCAUAGUCCGUGCUUCGGGCCGAGAGCUCAGCUAUGUUCUCCUGACGGGCAUCUUCCUCAUCUACCUCAUCACCUUCCUCAUGAUCGCCGAGCCAGGCUCCGUGGUGUGCGCGUUCCGCAGGCUGUUAUUGGGGCUGGGCAUGUGCAUCAGUUAUUCUGCCAUGCUCACAAAAACUAAUCGAAUCUACAGGAUCUUUGAGCAGGGAAAGAAAUCAGUCACGCCACCAAAAUUUAUCAGCCCCACAUCCCAGCUGAUCAUCACAUUUAUUUUGAUCUCAGUACAGCUCCUGGGUGUUUUCAUUUGGUUUGGAGUGAUUCCCCCUCACACGAAUGUCGACUUUGAUGAGCUACGUCCCCCCAACCCGGAGUAUGCUCGUGGAAUCCUGAAAUGUGAUAUGUCAGAUCUGUCUCUGAUUGGCUGUCUGAGCUACAGUAUGGGGCUGAUGGUCACAUGUACAGUCUAUGCCAUUAAGAGCAGAGGCGUUCCUGAGACCUUCAAUGAGGCCAAACCCAUCGGCUUUACCAUGUACACCACCUGUAUCAUCUGGUUGGCCUUUGUUCCCAUUUUUUUCGGCACAUCACAAUCCACAGAAAAGAUGUUCAUUCAGACCACCACGCUGACUGUGUCCAUGAGCUUGAGUGCCACGGUGUCCCUGGGCAUGCUGUACAUCCCCAAAGUCUAUGUCAUCAUCUUCCACCCAGAGCAGAACGUUCAGAAGCGCAAGCGUAGCUUCAAAGCCGUGGCCCAGGCAGCCACUGUUUCCACUCAUCUCUCGCAGAAAUCCAACGACAAGCAGAACGGAGAGACCAAAAUUGAACCUGAUAGAUCCCAAUAAAGACCAGAAGUAGUCUGAGGAGAUAGUCAAGGCAAACUGCUGUUUGCUAAAUCAUUCAUUUCGCAACCUCAAAUGGACAAGGAUCACCAGAGGAUGUGCGGAUUUGUAAUAUCUGCAACAAGAGAAGAGUCUGGCUGAGAAUAACACUGAAAUAAUGAAUUAAUUGUACAAUAUGUACAGAAAUUAGAGGUUCAAUGGAUUCUUUUUGAUGUGGAACUCUCACAUCAGCUUUGAGACUGGAACGUAUUGUCCCCUUGAAUAUUUCCCUUGUCACCAGAGCAUCACCAACCGAGUUGAAAAUAUAGAUUUGUGAAUUCAUGAUGAAGAAGAACAAAGUCACUGGAGAAAAACAGUAGAACAUUUCUUUUACCAGCAUUUCUUGAAAGACUAAGUGUUUGCAUCUGAUGUAUCCAAACGGAAUCGGACAUAAACUUGAGUACAAUAAUAAGUCACAUUCAGUUUCAGUGUCAUCUCCAUCCUUAUCUCCUUAAGUACAUAUCAUAAAUGAUGACAGAGCUACAGAGACAAUGUUGGGAUCAAAUAUGUUUCAACAGUCCAGCCAGUAGAACGCAGACACAUGGAGGUUUCACUCUCUUUGAACUCUUUGCUUUCGAAAAUGUGCCAUAACUUAUGUUUCCGAAUAAAUGUUUAAAGUGUCUUGUGUGCAAUCCUUAUAAUAGGCAAUCCUGUAUUCUAAAUCAUAUUUAUUAAAAAUGAUAGAUUACCAAGAGAAAACAAUGACAAUCUGUAAUGACAACAAAGUUUUGAUUAGAGAUGUUUAGUUUUAUCAUGUUUCCUUGAGCUCCCCAAGAAAUACUGAUUUUUAAACAAAAUGUAUGCUAAUGAUCAGUAUUUAAUGAUU